UGGGGAUGGCAAGAACAAGUGGGAUCAACAAUACUACUAAGAUCUUGCUUGCAAACCCUAAUUUAUCUGUGCGAGGAAUGAGCAAGUCGUCGACGAUCAUGAGAGCCAACGAGCUCAAAUCAAUGGAAGAGAGGGGGCCGCGGGCGGAGGGGUGGUGGGUCCCACACCCUCGAUCGGGGAUAUAUUUUCCUCGUGGGCAUGCGCAAGAGUCGUUGAUGGACGAGGUCCCUAGCGAUGCUGCUUUGCCCGAUUGUAACUUUUGGUUUCGCAAUGUUGACGGCGUCGACUACCAUAAACCCGACCCACAUAGCAUAUAAUAUGAUCAAAUGUCGAUCGAUCAUCUUGAUUUAUGAUUAACUUAAUUAAUAACUAUGAAUCUUAACUUUGUUACCAAUGGUCUUUAAGAUGUUAUAUAAAUAAAUAAAGAUUUAUGAUUA
Messenger RNA from Andrographis paniculata, 437 nucleotides. RefSeq lists its product as uncharacterized. NCBI's taxonomy places the organism in Eukaryota, Viridiplantae, Streptophyta, Magnoliopsida, Lamiales, Acanthaceae. The transcript has 2 exons. The record is from RefSeq and is a predicted model, not a curated record. The coding region runs from base 6 to 317 and encodes 103 amino acids.